AUGCGAUGGGACCGAGGUGCCCAUGCCGACAUGAUGCUGGCGGGCAAGAAUCGAAUCAACUCGUUGUCCCUGGAGAAUGAUAUCAAGAGUGGUAACUUCGAGGGCUACGACAUGAAAGGCACGGAGGAUCGCCUGGGAAGCAAGUUGACCACCAACUACGACAAGGCAGUGAAGCCGGUCUGCGAGGAGAUUGCCGUGGCGGUGAAUGCACGGCCGCCCGGUGAUCGAGACGAUUUUUCGACGAUCGAGACGAUGGACCAAGCCGUGGGUGGUUCUCGCACCAGCCUGGAUGAUGCCACGAAGCGAUAUCUCUGCGAUCGCACGGACCUGAAGAAAAAGAAGGAAGAGGGGGGGGAGUUCUCCUACACCAAAGCUGCAAAAGAAAUGAACGAUCAAAAACUGGAGGAGAUGCGUGCGGAACGAAAAGCUGAACGUGAGGCACGGCUAAAGAUGUUCCGACGACCUCGCGAUCAAAUCGUGACUAAGUGA
Molecule: messenger RNA, 489 nt
Organism: Cladocopium goreaui
Lineage: Eukaryota; Dinophyceae; Suessiales; Symbiodiniaceae
Source: the annotation of a GenBank genome assembly